UCCGACGGCAAGGGGAGCUGAGACUGUCCAGGCAGCCAGGUUAGGCCAGGAGGACCAUGUGAAUGGGGCCAGAGGGCUCCUGGGCUGGGCAGGGACCAUGGGCUGUGGCUGCAGCUCACACCUGGAAGAUGACUGGAUGGAGAACAUCGAUGUGUGUGAGAACUGCCAUUAUCCCAUAGUCCCACUGGAUGGCAAGGCCACGCUGCUCUUCCGAAACGGCUCUGAGGUGCGGGACCCACUGGUCCGCUACGAGGGCUCCAAUCCGCCGGCCUCCCCACUGCAAGGUGACCCCAGGCAGCAGGGCUUGAAAAACAAGGCCUGCGGAUCCCUGGCUGUCGGCUUCCACCUCCUCCCCACCUACUCUCUCCCCUGUCCUGCCUUCCUUGUCGCCUGCCCCGUAACUCCAGGCUUCCUGCCCAUCUCCCUGACGCCCCUUGUCUUUACAGACAACCUGGUUAUCGCCCUGCACAGCUACAAGCCCUCUCACGACGGAGACCUGGGCUUUGAGAAGGGGGAACACCUCCGCAUCCUGGAGCAGAACGGCGAGUGGUGGAAGGCGCAGUCCCUGACCACCGGCCAGGAAGGCUUCGUCCCCUUCAAUUUUGUGGCCAAAGCGAAUAGCCUGGAGCCCGAACCCUGGUUCUUCAAGAACCUGAGCCGCAAGGACGCGGAGCGGCAGCUCCUGGCGCCCGGGAACACUCACGGCUCCUUCCUCAUCCGGGAGAGCGAGAGCACCGCGGGAUCGUUUUCACUGUCGGUCCGGGACUUCGACCAGAACCAGGGAGAGGUGGUAAAACAUUACAAGAUCCGUAAUCUGGACAACGGUGGCUUCUACAUCUCCCCGCGAAUCACUUUUUCCGGCUUGCAUGAACUAGUCCGCCAUUACACCAAUGCUUCAGAUGGGUUGUGCACACGGCUGAGCCGCCCCUGUCAGACCCAGAAGCCCCAGAAGCCCUGGUGGGAGGACGAGUGGGAGGUUCCCCGGGAGACGCUGAAGCUGGUGGAGCGGCUGGGGGCUGGACAGUUCGGGGAGGUGUGGAUGGGGUACUACAACGAGCACACGAAGGUGGCGGUGAAGAGCCUGAAGCAGGGCAGCAUGUCCCCGGAUGCCUUCCUGGCGGAGGCCAACCUCAUGAAGCAGCUGCAACACAAGCGGCUGGUUCGGCUCUACGCUGUGGUCACCGAGGAGCCCAUCUACAUCAUCACUGAGUACAUGGAGAAUGGGAGUCUAGUGGAUUUUCUCAAGACCCCUUCAGGCAUCAAGUUGACCAUCAACAAACUCUUGGACAUGGCAGCCCAAAUUGUAGAAGGCAUGGCAUUCCUUGAAGAGAGGAAUUAUAUUCAUCGUGACCUGCGGGCUGCCAACAUUCUGGUGUCUGACACCCUGAGCUGCAAGAUUGCAGACUUUGGCCUAGCACGCCUCAUUGAGGACAACGAGUACACAGCCAGGGAGGGGGCCAAGUUUCCCAUUAAGUGGACAGCACCAGAAGCCAUUAACUACGGGACAUUCACCAUCAAGUCAGAUGUGUGGUCUUUUGGGAUCCUGAUGACGGAAAUUGUCACCCACGGCCGCAUCCCUUACCCAGGGAUGACCAACCCUGAGGUGAUUCAGAACCUGGAGCGAGGUUACCGCAUGCCGCGCCCUGACAACUGUCCAGAGGAGCUGUACAAACUUAUGAUGCAAUGUUGGAGGGAGCGCCCAGACGACCGGCCCACCUUUGACUACCUGCGCAGUGUGCUGGAGGACUUCUUCACAGCCACAGAGGGCCAGUACCAGCCUCAGCCUUGAGAGGCCUUGAGAAGCCCUGGGGUCGUCCCCCCAUUUCUCCAGCCUGGCUUGGGGAGAUGGAGUUCUUGUGCCAUACUCACAUGGUCUAUGCACAUAUGGACUCUGCACAUAAAUCCUGCCCACGUGUGACACAUACCCACCUUGUGUCUGUACAUGUGUCCUGUAGUGGCGUGGACUCUGCACAUGUGUCUUGUACGUGUGUAGCCUGUGCAUGUAUGUCUUGGACACUGUCCAAGGUACACCUUUCUGGCUCUUCCAUUUCCUGAAACCACAGAGGGAGGGGAGAAGCCUGGGAUUGACAGAAGCUUCUGCCCAUCUACUUUUCUUUUCUCAGAUCAUCCAGAAGUUCCUCGAGGGCCAGGACCUUAUCUAAUACCUCUGUGUACUCCUCCUUGGUGCCUGGCCUGGCACACAUCAGGAGCUCAAUAAAUGUCUGUUGAUGACUGUUGUA
This is a messenger RNA of Saimiri boliviensis boliviensis (Bolivian squirrel monkey), 2240 nucleotides long. RefSeq names its product LCK proto-oncogene, Src family tyrosine kinase (gene LCK). The record is from RefSeq and is a predicted model, not a curated record. Gene Ontology annotation, molecular function: protein tyrosine kinase activity; ATP binding; protein binding. Gene Ontology annotation, biological process: protein phosphorylation. Lineage: Eukaryota; Metazoa; Chordata; Mammalia; Primates; Cebidae.